Messenger RNA from Scedosporium apiospermum, 2550 nucleotides. RefSeq lists its product as uncharacterized. The transcript has 8 exons. Gene Ontology annotation, molecular function: molybdopterin synthase activity. NCBI's taxonomy places the organism in Eukaryota, Fungi, Ascomycota, Sordariomycetes, Microascales, Microascaceae. Gene Ontology annotation, biological process: Mo-molybdopterin cofactor biosynthetic process. The coding region runs from base 1 to 2550 and encodes 849 amino acids. The record is from RefSeq and is a predicted model, not a curated record. Gene Ontology annotation, cellular component: cytosol.
AUGUCAGAUCCUUUCAGCGUCGCCAGCGGCGCUGCUGGCAUUAUCUCUCUGGGUUUCACGAUUGCCCAGGGGUUAUUUCAAAUUGCUGGUGACAUAGGCUCCGCCGGGCAGGAAAUUCGAAUCUACGCAGAGGAGAUUAACGCAUUCUCCAAGCUGCUCAGAUGCGUCAAGACUGAGCUCGAGAGCUCAACCGAUGUCUCCCUAGACCUUCAGAGCCUCCUUAAAGACGUCACUGACAUAUGCGACAGAGUUCUGACGCCUCUUGAUCGCCUCCAAAAUACGCUGAAGCCGCUUCUCGUCCGUUUUAAGACCAGCCCUGGAAAGAUUCGGCAGCUACGAGUCAGACUGCAAUGGGUGUUCACGAGCAAGGACAAGUUGCUCUUCUACCGCGAGGCCUUAAAAGGGCAGUAUCAGAUUUUGGACACAGUACUCGAUGUGAUGAUCCUCCAGACAACGAGAGACCGCAGCUCACAGAAUAUCCAUUCAGACGACUUCGGUGAGAUGCUCAGUGAACGAGAUGUUCAAGCUAUCGACGAGCAGAUUGAGUGCGACUUAAGCUCCGAAUCACUAGAGUCAGCACAGGAUAUCUGGCAUGACACGGGUGCUUUGCAGAGGAAAGUGCUGCGACUUGCUUCACAUACACUGUGUUCCAGUCGGAAAACUUACACAGAGGGGACCACUACCUCAACUCCGCCGUCGCGGUCCGGAAUCGAGUUCGAAAUGCCGGUCAUAUUCGUGUGCCCGCCGAAAAACACGGACGGCCCUGUUGUCGGUAGCGAGAUCCUCUACCUCAAUGGUACGGAUGCCAGCUUGAUCGCAACAGACACCAAUCUCCAGAACGAGAUAGCGAUGCACGAGCAGUUCUCGAUCAAAGGGAUCGGUACUACUGAAAAUGAGCACUCGACGUGGGCAACCAUGCUGAACGAGCUGCAGCGCAUGGAGCGCGAUAGCAUGGCCUGGGAGGAGGAAGAGUACACGAGGAUCGGUGACGACAAGCGGCCACGGGUUGUCUGGGAUGACCAUACCAUGGCGGUGGCGUUGCAGAAAGAGCGUCGAGACUGGGGCACCAUGCCCAGCAAUGUCAAGAGGCCCUAUGCUGUAACUAGUAUCUGCCAUUUGGUCGAGAUGGUAGCCAUGCUCGGCCUGCACUGGAAAGAGUUUGACCAGUCCCAGGACAGGUACCGAGCUGAAGGCAACGGUUGUGUGCUGACUGGCGCAACCCUGGCAAACCUAGGUAUCGUGUUCAACUUUCGGAUCUCCGGAAAACGCAAGUUCCGGGAAAAUCGCCUCAUCCCGGCGAACGAGCUGCUUCCGCAUGCUACCGAAUCCAACCUGCUAUCGCUGGGACGACAAGUAUUUCUCAGCCCAUUCGAGUUCAUCGAGCGAGCUGAGGAACUUCUCUCGCUCAUUGGCAAUCUAAACCUGCGGUCCUUCUCGCUGCGCAUCCUAGACUCGCUGCAUGAGGCACUUGACGAGUGCGAUUCCAUACUAGUCCGGAGAAAGAGAGAGGUAAUCCGGAUCGUUAGACGCCAUCUGCAGGAGGCCUUACUCCCCCGAGAUGGUUCGCCUCACUUUCGUGGGGUGAACGCUGCGGGUCCUAAGGAGCGCGAGAGGGUGUUUAUGGAGAGCUACGUCCGCAUUGGAGACAUACGAGGUGAUGCAUUGGGGUCUUUCGAUACGAGCAACGCCAUCACGGUAGAAUGGGCUUCUAUAGAGGCGAUAACAUACCUCGCUCCCCAUCUUCGUUUCGGAAGGAACACCCGUGGAAAGAGGGCGAGCCGAUGGAGGAGGAAGCCCUCCUGGUUAUGGGCUAAUAACAGCGCCAUGCCGGUACCUGCCCUCAUCAUGUUCAUUCCUAGUAUGUCCGCCAUCGCGAACCAGAGCAUCCACCAGGGUCUGAGGCUAGUAAGCAGCGCCAGCUACACGGAGGUUGAGGCGCACACGGGCCAUCCAAUCGAUGUCAUACUCCACUUCGACCCGCCGGUGGGGAUCUGGCUUGGCACGGAGCUGUUGACGCUCAUGAGCGUCCAGAGGUUGAUGCUGGACAUUGCGGCGACCAUGGACCCGAAAGUGGAAGAAACAUGGGACCUCUCUGAAGACGGGUGCUACGUCGCCCUCACAAACAGCUCCUUGGACGUCAACGCAGUAAUGGACAAGGUUCGAAGUCCUGCUGCCGGAGCCAUUGUUGUCUUUGCUGGUACAACGCGGGAUAACUUUGCAGGAAAGCCCGUGAAGGAACUUAAGUACUCCGCCUAUCACAAGCUCGCCCUCCAGACCAUGCUAUCUAUCGCCAAGGCUAUUUCUAAGAAGCAUUCCCUGAAAGGGUUCGCCAUGGUUCACCGACUAGGUGUCGUGGGUAUUGGCGAGGAGAGCAUCCUUAUUGCUGUUUCUUCACCACAUCGCCAAGCAGCUUGGAGAGCUGGCGAGGAGGCCCUGGAGGAGUGCAAGUCAAAGGUUGAGAUUUGGAAACUGGAGCAGUUUGAGGACGAGGAGGGAGUCUGGCGUGCGAACCGAGAUGGGACCAUGGGUCAGCGCAUAGACGGGACAUAG